Molecule: messenger RNA, 5996 nt
Organism: Coturnix japonica (Japanese quail)
Lineage: Eukaryota; Metazoa; Chordata; Aves; Galliformes; Phasianidae
Gene: MMRN2
Product: multimerin 2
Biological process (GO): negative regulation of cell migration involved in sprouting angiogenesis; negative regulation of vascular endothelial growth factor receptor signaling pathway
Molecular function (GO): protein binding
Source: RefSeq, a predicted model, not a curated record
CUAACAUCCUUUUCCUGUGCCUGAGGGAGAAGGCAGCUGAUAAAAGCCGAGUUCCUGUUCGCAGAUAAGUUUAGAAGGCAGCCAAUUUCAGAAGUUCCUUGAAUAAGUUAUAUUCCUACCACCUUUUUUCCCCCCCCUCCUCUGUUAGAGGCAUUCCACACAGGAACCGGGCUCACAUUGUUUGAUGGCCACGGACGUUUCCACAGUGGCUGGGAGGGUCGAAAGCGUUUUCCGCUCUUUGUUACAAAUAGUUUUGGUUUUUUUUUUCUCCUUCCUUCUUCCAACUUUUCAUUUAAAGAAUAUUGCCGGGGCGUUCCAGCCCUAAUCCAAGCUGCACUUCGGAGAGGAGAACAAGAGACAGGUGUAACCGGGUGGGAAAAAAGCCCACAAUGCUAGUGAAGGUUUUGCUCAUCUGUAACACAAUAGGGCUGGUUAAGCUGACCAGGCACAUCGACCAUCAUGGCUACCACAAUGUUCCGAUGCACGGCUCAAAGGGACAGAGCCACGAGACCCCCACAGACACAGAGAGGGCUCUGCUGGAGGGAGAGGGCUCCUGGGAGGCAGCAGGGCACCGGGCAGAUGUGCCAGACUACCUUGUGAGUAUCACCUACCCACACCAGGGAGAAAGAGAGCAGCUGGAAGCUGCCGGCCCGCCGUCCCAAAAUGGGAACUGGUGUUCUUACACACAGUCUCGCCUGGUGACGUACAUUGAAGCCUGCAUGAAGGAGAAGUACAUUGUCAACUCCCAGCAGCCCUGCCCAAAUGGAGCUCCAGGUUGCCAGAAGAUCAUGUACAGGACAGCCGUGAAGCCCAUCUAUCAAGUGAAACAGAAGGUUUUGAAGUCUUUGCAAUGGAAGUGCUGCCCUGGAUUUAUUGGGAACGAUUGUGAACAACGUGAUCCCAAUGUCAUCCCAGUGCCAGGAAAUCAGACCGAAGGAUGGCAAGAAGAAGAGUUCUCAAACCACAUGUCAGCACCAGUGGAUUCAAGAGAGCUGUUGGAAGUCAUUCAAAAUCAGGAGGCACUACUGGAUGAUCUUCAGAGUGAUAUUCAUCAAGCAGUCAGCAACCUAGGUGAUCUACAGAGGAUAUUUGACAACAACGGUACAAGCAUGGUGUUAGAAGUGAACCAGAGCAGUGAAGAUUUUCAGGAAAGGCUUCUGCAGCAAGUUUUGUUUCCCCACAUCGAGAGUUUUCUGAGGAAACACCUGAACCCGAUGUGGGCAAGCUUCAACAGAAGCUUACAGAACCUCUCCAACAUAGUAAGAAACCUAUCCCACGAUGUGGAAGCCAACAAGAAAAGCAUAGAGAGAUUCCAAGAGAGCACUGUGCCUAAAAAAGAAUUCCAGGAGCUGGGAACUAAGUUUGAAUCUAAAGUCCAGGAAAACGUGGUGAAAGUCGAUCAAAUAAGGAGAGAGAUAGAGAAUCAAUUGCAAAUGCAGCAGGCUAGUCUUCAGCAUAACCUCACCAUCAUCAGGGCCGAUACUGACACAAGGCUGAAGAAGCACCACAAGAUACAGCAGUCCCAUCACUUAGCUUUGAACAACAACAUGACAAGUAUGAAACGCGAGCAAAACAAUCUUGAAAAUAAAUUUGAGGCUUUGAAAAACAAUUUAACAGAACUCUCCUCACAUCACGGUCCCAAGGAUGAAAGCACACUGUUUGCCAUCAGACAAAUUAAUGACAUGCUGGCAGGGCACGCCAAACAGCUUAAAGAGCUCUACAUGGAGUCAGAUGUGGCCUUUCAGAACAUUGCGGUGCUAGAGAAAUGGUUUAAGGAGUUGAAAAAAAAUAUCUCAAAGAAUAGGCCUGAAGAUCUUUCAAUAACUUUAACGGAGAAAUCAGUUCUUAUUGAAGAAAACAAAGCAGCAAUGUCACAGAUGAACGAUACUCUCUCAGCCCUUCAGGAAAACUAUUCAGAGCUGUUGAGAUAUAUGGAGGAAUGCAAUUGCCAGAAGAUACCUUCUGACCCCGAUAUACUCGAGGAAGAUUUAAGGAACAACACUUACUCCCUCGAAGGCCAACAACCAAAGGAUAUGAAGCAGUUAGAAUCUGUUUUCAAGGAUCUCUUGAGGAAUGAAAUCGAAGAGCUCUCCUCAGCCUUUCCACUUAUUCAUCAGUCCCUUAACCUCCGCCAAGAAGAAAACAGACAGCUUCAGUUGCAAGUUGCAUCUUUUUCAGAAGACGUGGGCCUCUUGAAGAAGAAAGAUGAAGAAAUUCACAGACACAUCAAGUACCUCAACAGUUCUUUCGGCUCGCUUUUAGAAGAUGCCAUGCGGCACGAAGCUGCACUGGAGGCUUUGUUGGGAGAAGAGUUUAUGGAAGUCCUGUUUGAGGAAGAUCCUGCUACCCUAAUAACAUCAGUAGCUCAGCUGCAAGAAUUCCUGAAAGAGAUCUCAAAUAAACUCCAAAACCAAAACACGACUUUAGAAUCUCUCCUAAAGAGAUUCCAUCGCUUGGAGAGAGGACAGCAGAAUAAUCACAAUGUUCAUGCAUCUUCAAAGCAUCCCAAACAGGAAACUCAGACACUCUCUGUACUGGAUGAAGGCAAUCAGCUCAGCAGUGUAGAACAUAUGGAACCUAAUUAUGAGGCUUCCAAAGAUGACUCCUCGCAUAGCUCAGCGUAUAAUGACAUAUUGACUCUGAAGAAUGACAUCAAGUAUCUGAGUCUGGCAAUCAAGAGGCAUGAAUCCAGAAGUGAUGUGAGUAUCUGCUGCAAUCACACAAUUGCUAAUGUAGUAGAGCCACUCAACACUUCUGUGGAAAUUAUCUCGGGAGAUUUAGCAACAAUGAAAGAGAAGCUGGAAAAACAUCUGCUGGUUUUCAAAAAGCUAUUUGGAAGAGAUGAAGAAUUACUUGCCUCAAAUGUAAGUCUGGAUAUUGCAAAGAUUCAGUCAAUGCUUACCAGAAAAGUGAGAAGGCAAGAGAAAGGUCAAGACAAGCAAAGAGACAAGAAAAAGCCUGAGAAGCAAAGAGAAAAUACACCGAUAGUAAGUGGAAGAAAUAGAGUGCAGACCGAACUGCUGGAAAAAGACUCACCAGUAGCAUUCCACGUAGGAUUCUCAGACAGACAGGAUAAAGAAAAGGCUCUGAGAUUAAAUGAAACAUACCUCAAUUAUGGAAACAGCUAUUUCCCUGAACACGGCUACUUUAAAGCACCGCACAAAGGCGUCUACCUGUUCAUCAUCUCUGUGGAGUUCAGCUCAGGACCAGCGCUAGGACAACUCUCUUUUAGCCGCGGGUACAAAAGAACUCUCUCAAGCGGUCAGAGGAAGACACCAAAUGGAAACACCGUAACUUCUUUUGCUAUGGCAGAAAUGGAGAAGGGAGAGAAAGUGUGCUUUGAAUUGCUGCAGGGCACUGUAGUGAAACGGAGCCCACCUGGGACAACAAUGGGUGGAUUCCUACUAUUUAAAACUUGAACAGUGACACUGUGUUUUACUGAUACUUUUUCCAUAGAUGCAAUGGAUCAAUUCACUAUUGCUUCAUCUGUGAUGUAUUCAAUCCUACUGCAUGUGUUUAAACAUAGCACUACUCUAGGUUUGUCUUCAUGCUUCUUUUCUGGAAGUGUUUGGCUUUUGAUUAGUUGCUAAUGAGCAGCAAUGGGAUUUUAAAGUGAUGACCUAAUGGUUUGGAUUCCAAACAUAUCAAUACACAUUCUCAAAUCCUCAAACCUCAUUAGAACAGAUGCUUUGUGGGGCUUUCUUCACUUACAACUCAUUUCUCUUUUCUCCUUUCUCAUGAGACCCCAUCCAGAGUGCUGCGUUCAGGAAGGAGGCCUAUGGGAAAUCCACAGAGGGACUCUUUAUGAAGGGGGAAAGUGACAGAAUAAGGUAUAACAGCUUUAAACUAAAAGAAGGUAGAUUCAGAUUAAACAACAGGAAGAGAUGCCCCAUCGCUGGCAGGUCAGGCUGGAUGGGGCUUUGGGCAAUCUGGUCUAGUAGCUGGCAACCCCGUCCACAGUAGGGGGGUUGGAACUAGAUGAUCUUUAAACUUUCCAACUCAAACCUUUCUGGGAAUCUAUGAAAAAAUAAUCCUUCCUGUGACAGAUAUCCCCAUCACCAUCAAGGAAAAGCAUUUAAGGCUAUAGACAUUAGCAGAGACAUUUUUUGAAGUGGUUGCUCAAAACCUAUAAGCCAGAACAACUUUAUUUGUCCCCGUUCCCUGUGGACCAGGCAGACCUUCUUGAAAACAUCUACAAUUCACUCUAACUCAACAUUUCAGUCUGUAUGUAACACAAACACUAGGAAAAAAAGACAAUAAAUCAACCAAAUCUAAGAUUCACCCUGAACAGCCGUGUGUGAGCAAGGAUCUUAGAAGCGGCCCAGCCUUCCUCCUUCUUGACCUGGUACAUUUCAACUAAAGUGCAAAACUUAAUAGUAACAUAACAGUGUUAGAAAGCAUUAGAUAUCCAUUCCUUACGUCUAAUUAGGAAUACAUCAAUGCAUCAACAAUAACAAAAAAUACUGUUGAAAAUAGAGUUCAUUUCUGAGGAUAUCCCUGAAGCAUGUUGUGAAUACAGUCCAGACGCAGCCCACCAUUUAGGAGUAUAUAAUCAAGUGAGCAAGCAAACUAAAUUAAUAUCAAGCAAACAAACUCUGUGGGUCUACCGCCCUUCUUGAAUAUAAAUUUAUAAUUAGGACAAAGCAAAAAGCAGGAUUUCUGAACAGUGGAGUUCCCCAAUGCUUUUGAUGAAAGAGAUGAAGUCCUAACAUGCAUUUUAUACCCUUUAAGAUAGCACUUUCUGAUAGAAAGUAAAGGGUAAAUCCAACAUCUCCAGAAAGAGAAAAUGCCAUUUCUGGCCAAAUGAGCAAUUGAUGUCCUCCUGCCUACUCCUGGCCAGCGGUCCCACUCACAUGACACUAAGUGGACAAGUCUCCCCAUCUGCUCAGCAUGGAGUCACUUCUUGCACUGGGUGCCCUGGAGCUCAGUCACCUUCUGCCCCAGAUUGCCAAAAUAGCUGAGGAAGGAAGCGAAGAAAAAUGAGAAGACGUGAAAUGUCAAAAAGGAAGAAAAGCAUCGACUUGGAAGAUUGGGUUCUGUUAGUAAAAUCCAUCACAUGGAGACAACCCAGAUGUUUAUUUUUUACCAGUGGUCCAAGUAUGAUUGCACUGGCAGCUUUCUGCAGUGCUGUCAGGAGAGAGUAAGGACCCGCUUGUUUUCAGCGCACACCAAGUCAGCAGGGACCAACCAAGUACUGAAGUUAAAUACUUCAAGAGAAUAUAUAUAUGUUUUCAAAUUCACGUUUGCUCUUAAGGCUUUGACAGAAAACAUCAAUUGGCACAACAACUACACAGCUACUUAGAAAUAGACAAGGUAGGCAGUAGCUCGGCAGGGAACAGAGAAAGGCCUGUAUGUGUGAUCUUUGAUCCUAGCAGUUCUCCCAAGUGUGAUAUAUUCAAGUUUGGCAUUGCCAUGCUUAACAGAGUUAUUUUUGUUGAAGAAUAAACCAGACAAGUUCAGAGACCGACUCUAGAGUGAACAUAGCGUUAAUACAAAGAUAUUCCCACAUUUAUACUCUUUAAGCAUGUGCUUACGUUAACCACCUGCAGACACAAAAAAGGGACAACUGACUGGAAAACGCUCACUUUUACAUUCUGAAGUAAAAACUUUAAGAAGGAUAAUGGAUUCAAGCAUUCAAUGGGCAGAAUAAGCCAGGAAAUUUGGCUUCCUCCCUAACCAAUGACGUUUUUCGUUUGCUGGUUUUCAAAUACACACCUAUUGGGAACCAUCACCAACAUGACUCUCAUACUUAAAAAUACUUCCCAGCUCCCCUUUGUAUUUCCUCCAAACCCUGCAACUGCCAGAAAAUUUUGCCUGUAGUUCCAAUCUCCAAAUCAAACCCCAAAGCUAUAAGAAUAUUCAACCAAGAAACCCGUGCCCUGUAUCUUUCAACAUCUUAGCAAAACUGUUUUCUUACUGAAGCUUGACCUGCUUUAUGAGCAUACCUUAUAAUGCUUUGCAAUUUGAAAUUAAAGUUCCUUAAUUUUCUUUUCCCA